Camelina sativa (false flax) is the source of this 891-nucleotide messenger RNA. The record is from RefSeq and is a predicted model, not a curated record. Lineage: Eukaryota; Viridiplantae; Streptophyta; Magnoliopsida; Brassicales; Brassicaceae.
AUGGCUCGUGGUCGUGAUUUUGCGUAUCUACUCUUGUAUGUUGACGACAUUAUGCUUAUUGCAUCAUCUCUAUUACUCCAACAAAACUAUGCUGCUGAUAUUCUUCACCGAGAAAAGAUGACGAAUUGCAAACCCUGCCUCACACCAGUUGAUACACUGUCAAAACUUGCUGAAGCGGUUGGUGAUGCAGUUGAUGAUCCUACCUUGUAUCGCAGUCUUGCUGGGGCAUUGCAAUAUCUCACUAUCACUCUUCCUGACAUAUCAUAUGUCGUCCACCAAAUAUGCUUGUACAUGCAUGAUCCGCGAGUACCUCAUUUCAGUGCACUUAAACGCAUUCUCCGAUAUGUUGAGGGUACUAUCCAUCAUGGUCUCCAGCUCUAUACAUCAUCCUCUAACGAUCUUAUCGCCUACACUGAUGCAGAUUGGGCUGGAUGUCCUACGACUCGCCGAUCAACCUCUGGGUUUUGUGUCUUCAUGGGUGAUAAUCUCAUCUCUUGGUCAUCAAAACGUCAAUGUACGAUGUCACACUCUAGUUCUGAGGCAGAAUAUAGAGGUGUUGCGAAUGUGGUCGCUGAGGCUACUUGGAUACAUAAUAUUUUUCUUGAGUUACGUUGUCCUCUCUCCAAAGCCUCCCUUGUCUUUUAUGAUAAUGUUAGUGCGGUCUACAUUUCGUCUAAUCCAGUUCAACACCAGCGCACCAAACAUAUCGAAAUUGAUAUACAUUUUGUUUGGGAAAAUGUGGCUCAUGGUCAAGUCAAAGUCUUUCAUGUUCUGUCGUCUCUCCAAUACGCCGACAUCUUCACAAAGGGACUUCCCACUACCAUAUUUUGUGACUUUCGUUCCAGUCUGAAUAUCUGGCCACCUCCUGCUCUGACUGAGGGAGGGUGUUAG